AUGGCAACGGUGCGUUCGCUCCUGCAUCCAAAUUACCAAAAUCCCGAUCCAAUCGGCAUACCCGCCACCGUCGGCGCGCCGCCACGAAACAUUCUGAUCAGAAGGCCAGCCGAACCAGAAUCGUCUCGCGGGGAGCAGCAGGGUAGCGAGCAUGAUAGGCGGCAAUCGGUCCUCGGGGUGACGGGACGGCCGUUCGCUAACGAGGAUAAGUUCCAGAAAGAGCAUGUGGAAGGGCCGGAGGAGAUAUCUAGCCAAGAAUUUGCGCGAGGUGGAGCUACUGAGGUCGAGGAGGGAGUGGUAGGAUUCGUUGCCGGUGGGUUUGCGUUUUGCUGCUGCGUGGCGCUGCAGGGGGUCUGGGUGGUGGGUUUCGGUGAUGAAGAGGUAGGAGGCGAGGCCGAAGACGAUGGACGGGAUGAGGGGAGCCAGGCGGUCCAGUGCCAGCGUCUGAAAAUAGGCCCAACAAAAGUCGCGGAAAGUAGACGGAAAUGCGCAUGGCCCAAUCCACCGGACCCCAAACUCGGCCAAAGCACCCUCAAUUACUGCCGGGGAGGAGGUGUCGAAAGACCAGAACGGUCACCAGACUCUGAGCCAGUACCCAGCGCCGUGACCGUGAUCGAAAUAUGA
Messenger RNA from Pseudomassariella vexata, 624 nucleotides. RefSeq lists its product as uncharacterized. Bases 1 to 624 code for a protein of 207 amino acids. The transcript is spliced from 5 exons. NCBI's taxonomy places the organism in Eukaryota, Fungi, Ascomycota, Sordariomycetes, Amphisphaeriales, Pseudomassariaceae. The record is from RefSeq and is a predicted model, not a curated record.